AUGUUUGAAAAUUUAACUCUUGAGCAAAUUAAAUUAAAAUUAAAAAAUAAUGAAUUUAUUACUCGUAAAAAAAAUGGAAAAAGUGAUGUCUGGCAAAAUUUUUUAGAAAUUACAGAUCUUGAAAAUAAUUUUAUUGGUUAUGUUUUAUGUAAAAAUUGUGGUCAAAUUUGUACUUAUUCACAAAAAUCUGGAACUUCACAUUUAUUACGUCAUUCUUGUGCUUCUUCUAGUAAACAAUCAAAAAUUACAACAUUUUUACCAAAACAAUCUAUUCCAUCUAAUAUUAAAGAAUUAACUAUAAAUAAAUUAGUUAGAGAUGGGUUUAAAGAAUUUUCCCAAGAAAUGAUAAAUAUUGGUGCUAAAUUUGGACAAAUUCAAGUUGAUGAUUUAUUUUCACAUCCAACAACUAUAUCUAGAAAUGUUAUAAAAGAAGCUGAAAAAAUUAAAUCAAAUUUAACAACUAAAUUGAAUCCUAUUUUUCAAACAGUUGGUGGUGCGUUUACUACAGAUAUGUAG
Molecule: messenger RNA, 516 nt
Organism: Dentiscutata heterogama
Lineage: Eukaryota; Fungi; Glomeromycota; Glomeromycetes; Diversisporales; Gigasporaceae
Source: the annotation of a GenBank genome assembly